Nothobranchius furzeri (turquoise killifish) is the source of this 3595-nucleotide messenger RNA. RefSeq names its product transcription factor Sp3. Gene Ontology annotation, molecular function: RNA polymerase II cis-regulatory region sequence-specific DNA binding; DNA-binding transcription factor activity, RNA polymerase II-specific. Gene Ontology annotation, biological process: regulation of transcription by RNA polymerase II. Lineage: Eukaryota; Metazoa; Chordata; Actinopteri; Cyprinodontiformes; Nothobranchiidae. The record is from RefSeq and is a predicted model, not a curated record.
AGACUUUCCUUAAGUUGGCAGCCCUGUUUACAGUGAACAGUAUUUAAACUUUAAAAACUGACUCACCGAAAAGAAAUUAAUCAAAACCGGUUAAACAAAUAAAAGCUCGGUCAUGUGGAUUAAUAUUUGCUGAAAGAGGUAAAAAAGAAAACAUCACGUUAUAAAAGUAUCGUCUGAUUUCAUCAACUGCAUUCCAUCUCUGGAUUCGCUCAACAAACAGGAAACACAGGUCCUAAAAAACGUGACUGACAUCUCAGUCUUCCAAUCAGAUUUCAGGUAAACCUCAGUUUAGCCAAUAGCAUUAGAGAAGAAAGGCGGGACGUCCUGUAAUGUGAUGCAAAUUCGACAGUCAAGGCUGUUAGUCCCACCUUUUUGUGUUUCCCGCACCGUCAAUCAAAAUAGAAAAAAAAAUCGACCCGAAUUCACCGAUCAACACUAGCCCGCCUUUGAUAAAAUAAUCAUGUUCGGAGUUUAGUUGAUGUGGUAAUAUUCCGCUCACUUCCAUUCACGCUAUGACUGGUACGUAAACAUUUGGCGCGUCGAAGCUGCAUUUAAUCGCGCCAGAGCAGCCUCUGAAACAAGGAGAAAUGGCGUCCGCAGACGUGGACAGCAGUCAAAGCGAGUUUCUGCAAGCCGGCGGCGCGGCUGAAACACAGACAACUGACAUGUCAGCCAUCCAGCUGACGGGUUCAGACCGAUGGGAAGUGCUAACUCCAGUCUCAGCUGGGAAGGAGGAUCAAGGCGUCGUCCACAUUCCAAACUCUGGGAUCGUCACUUCCAAUGGGCAGUACGUGCUUCCGAUUGGUAGUCUUUCCAGCCAGCCCAUUUAUGUCACAGCAUCAGCGGGCGAUGCUGCUGCUAAUGGAGUGUCAGGAAUUCAGUACCAGGUCAUCCCCCAAAUCCAAAAUGCAGACGUGACGCUCGCUGGAUUCUCAACUCAGGGGCUGGAUGACGGUACUGGUCAGAUUCAGCUUCUCCAAGACGGCGGUCAAGGCAGUAUCGGCAUCAGCUGCACCACGACGGCGCCCACAGACCUGCUCACGCAGGCGGGUCAAGUGCAGUCGAUCCAAGGCGUGCCGUUGACUGGCAGCUCGGCAUAUACUGGCACCGUACCUGUUGGGCUCCCCAGCAACAUAACGUUCGUCCCUAUUAACAGUGUGGAUCUGGAGUCGCUGGGGCUGACCGGUGCUCAAGCGGUUCCCAUAGCAACAGGGGUAACACCCGAUGGUCAGCUUAUCAUGAGUGGCCAGACGCUGGAGAAUCAGGGUCAGGACGGUGGCGCCAAGCAGCCGCUGACAGUGACGGUGAGCAACCCCGGCACCAACCAGGAGCUCUACGUGCCAACCACCUCCUCCAACUCCGUUCAGCUCCCAGAAACGAUCGACGGCACCGGGGUUCUGACCCAGGCUACAGCUGUAUCUGCGGGCAUGUCCGACCCUUCAUCAGAGAACUUCAACUCCCACAACCACCUGCAGCAAAUCCAGGUGCCGUCCUCCAACGCCAGCACCAUCUCCCAGCCCAUCCUGCAGCUGGCUGGGGACAGCCAGACCCAGGUGGCUCAGGGUCAGGACCUGACAGCAGCAGGUCAGACCCUACAGAGCGUUCAGCUGGUCAACCCAGGUACCUUCCUCAUCCAGGCGCAGACGGUCACCGCCACUGGACAGAUCCAGUGGCAGACCUUCCAGGUUCAGGGUGUCCAGUCACUCCAGGGGCUCCAGCUUCCCCAGGGACAGGGUCAGGCCCAGCAGCUGACCCUAGCUCCAGUCCAGACCCUCCCCUUGGGCCAGACAGGUCAGGUCAGCUUACCCAACCUCCAGACGGUCACCGUUAACUCUGUAACACAAACUGGAGUUCAGUUCAUGCAGGGAGAUGAGACGGCGAGUCCAGCUGGUAUUCAGAUAAAGGAAGAGCCUGACUCAGAGGAGUGGCAACUUAGCGGAGACUCCACGCUCAAUCCCAGCGACCUGAACAACCUGCGAGUUCAGCUGGGAGACGAGGACAUGGAUUCCUCAAUGGGGGAGGGCAAGAGGCUCCGCAGAGUGGCCUGCACCUGCCCCAACUGCAAGGAGUCAGGAGGAAGAGGGUCGGGCUUGGGCAAGAAGAAGCAGCACAUCUGCCACAUCAUUGGCUGUGGGAAGGUCUACGGGAAGACAUCCCACCUGCGGGCUCACCUGCGCUGGCACAGCGGCGAGAGACCCUUCGUCUGUAACUGGAUGUACUGCGGGAAGAGAUUCACCAGGAGUGACGAGCUGCAGAGACACAGGAGGACACACACGGGAGAGAAGAAGUUUGUGUGCUCCGAGUGCUCCAAGAGGUUCAUGCGCAGCGACCACCUGGCCAAGCACAUAAAGACUCAUCAGAACAAAAAGGGCAACGCCCCCUCGUCCACAUCCCCGCCCACCAGCGACGCCAUCAUCACCACAGACGGAACCACGCUCAUCCUCCAGACGACCGGCCAUGACCUCGUAGCCAAUCAGGAGAUCCCUCUGCAGCUGGUCGCCGUGGCGCCCAGCGAGGUUUUGGAAUGAAAGAGGAUUUCUGAGAACUGGCCAAUCAGAGAUCUCUUGAGCUUUUCUUUUAUCUUCUUUUUUUAAACAUAUGGAUAUAUACGUAAAUAUAUAUGACAAAUAUAUAUAUUUUAAGUGAGAGUUACCUUGACUUUCUUUGUUUUUUGCAGUCUUUUUAUAGGGGCAAAAGAAAUAACAUUAAAAUGUGGUUGCUAUGUACACGCGUAAACACACGAGAUAAAAAAACAUGAAUUAACACUCGACAUGAAUACUGAACACGGAGAAAUGCCUUACUUUGUAUCAUACUCUUGUAUAAAAUGCUGGAGGUGCAUGAGUUUUGCUGUUUUGGAGCUUUGCAGGUGACUGAGAUGAACGUUUGUGGGGUUCUGCGCCCCACACACACACACACACACACACACACACACACGAUUAACUGUUGCACUGCUGCUGCCAUCAUUGUUUUUAAAGGAAUAUUCCAAUGUUUUUAAACUUUAGUUGAGCAGCAGCUUCUUAGCUCAGCACGGAGACUGGCUUUGUUUCCUGUUCCAGUCUUUGUGCUGAAGGCAGUGACUGCUGACCUUACCGUGACCUCACCUUAAACAAUUACACUCGUAAUUUUACCUUUUAUUCCCGUUUUGUGUCUUUGCUAACCUGAAUGUUGUUCCGACCAGAGCCACGUGAUGUAAAGUUGUCGGCGGUUGCCUAGGAGAUCCAUCUGAAGCAGAGAACACACUAACGCCACCUUGUCGCCUCCCGUUCCAGUUACACCAAACCAGCUGGAAUGAGUUUUGCAAUAACUGCUUUGCUGGUGGUUCUGGUCCGGUGGCGUUCAAAAGGAAAACAAUCAUGUCAUUGCUUUAUUUUUUUAUUUAAUGUAACCUUUCCUGUGUUUGUAGCGUUCAUUUACAUGUAUAUUAUCUUAUGUUCACCUUGUUUAUAGAAGCCAUUACUUAGCUAGAUGAAUUUUGUUGUAUCGAAACCUUAUUUUAAGUAAUUUUUUUUAAAGAAUUGGUGUAAAAAUUGAAUGUUACCUUUUGUAAAACCUUUUUUCAAAUGAAUCACAAUAAAAGCCUGAAAGCUUCCAGUAA